Molecule: messenger RNA, 2103 nt
Organism: Sinocyclocheilus rhinocerous
Lineage: Eukaryota; Metazoa; Chordata; Actinopteri; Cypriniformes; Cyprinidae
Product: protein prune homolog 2-like
Exons: 11
Coding region: 146-1111 (321 amino acids)
Biological process (GO): apoptotic process
Cellular component (GO): cytoplasm
Source: RefSeq, a predicted model, not a curated record
CCACAAAAUGGUGGAGGCUCUCGGCAGUGGGUGAACCGAGCAUCUCUGACGCUGAGAGACACAGGCGCACAUCCAUGAUCUGAAACCCAGGGCAGGAGACAGAACUGUGCCUCAGCCGUGGUGUUCCCCUUCUGGCGAUGAGGGGAUGGACCAGACUCAUGAACACAAGAUGAGUUUUGAGGGGGCAGAGUGUAGACCAGCUCCACCCACCUCCCUGCCCCUGCAGGGCCAAGGGGGCGUGGCCUCUCAGAGGAAGAAGCUCUCGGCUCCUCGUAUAAGUCUAUCGUUGGACCAAAGUGAGGAUGACCUGUUCGACACACCAGAUGACCUGGACAUCAAUGUGGAUGAUCUGGACACACCUGACGAAGCAGAUUAUACUGACCAUGAAAUAGACUGGGAAGAGCCUCAAGCAUCCCAGAGUGAUUCUGUUAAAGAAACAGUUGAGCCCAUUCCCACAUACAGUGCUCAGGAGGAGCGGCAGGAUUCCAAACUCUGGAGAACCGUCGUCAUUGGAGAGCAAGAACACCGCAUCAACAUGAAGAGCAUUGAACCUUACCAAAAAGUCAUAUCCCAUGGAGGGUACUAUGGCAAUGACGCAAAUGCCAUCAUUGUAUUUGCUGCAUGCUUCCUCCCUGACAGUGACAGAGAGGACUAUCACGAGAUCAUGGAGAACCUCUUCUUGUAUGUUAUCAGUACACUAGAGCUCAUGGUAGCAGAGGAUUACAUGAUUGUGUACUUGAAUGGAGCCACUCCACACCGGAGGAUGCCUGGCCUCAACUGGCUCAAGAGAUGCUACCAGAUGAUUGAUAGGAGGCUCAGAAAGAACUUAAAAUCUUUCAUCAUUGUUCACCCAUCAUGGUUCAUUAGGACAGUUCUAGCCAUCACGAAACCGUUUAUCAGCUCAAAGUUCAGCAGUAAGAUCAAGUAUGUGAACAGCUUAGCAGAACUGGAGGAGCUCAUCCCAAUGGAGUACGUCCACAUACCCGAGUGCAUCAUCAGACUGGAUGAGGAGUUGCGGGAAGCAGCAGAGAGCUCUAAAAUCAACAGCUUUCUCCAAGGAAGUGAGAAACCACAAGAAUCAAUAGCUCAACCCAAUGCGAGCAGUUCAUAAGAGCCGUUGGCUGUGGGUGCAAGAACAAUAUGUCUGUAAAGGUUUUGAGUAUUUCAAAUUGUAAUGAUUAUUGUACACUGAUGUGGAUGCAAUAAUCGUAUAAAAUAAGAGAAAAGGGUAUUUUUGUGCUUUGGUAUCUCACAGUGCUGGGAUGAAUAGUGCAGCACCACAUAUUCUUCAACACAAAUCACCUCAAAUGUAAUAAUUCUUCUCACUUAAACCAGCGCAUUGCUUGGAUCAUUCUUUGUCUCCUAUCGUCUUGCAAACGUUUCUCUUGUUACUUGAAUUAUGCAUGAGAGGCAUUUUAGCAAUAAUAUAAUGUAGUACUUUUCCCCUUUAGACUCCUAAUUUUCACCGUCAGGUAUUUUUUCUAAUUGGAGCAUGCAUAAAGGGCAAAAUCCUGUCACUUCAGCUGCUCUGUAUUAAUAUUAGUGCAUGCAAGGUUAUUCUCAAAGCGUAGCACCCUGUUAGCACUAAUGCCAACUCUCUACCCUCUCAUGCUAAAUUGAUGACUUGGGGACACAGAAAAUAGAGCACUAGUUAAUUAUUGCCAUUGUCAGAAACAAUAUGAGUCAGGUUUAAAUUUAAACAACAUCUCAUAUCACUUUAUAUGCAUCAGUUCAAAAUCAGCAGGGAGAAAUCAUUUGUAGUUCUUAAAUGUCAAGUGUGUUAUGCUAAAAUGCUUCCUCUAUUACUUUAAGCCCAGGUUGACUUCCUGAACAAAGUAGCAUAAAGACUUUUGUGGCUCUUUUAAAACAUUUGUGCAGUUAAAUAUUCUUUCAAACAUUAGUGGAUAUUGCCUCAACAGGUGGCUUGAGAACAUUUGUGAAACCCAGUGCUUGCUACUAUAAACUGCUAUAGAGUGCAACCUCGGUUAUGGAAGUAAUUCAUCCACUUGUUUUUCCUGUAGGGAUUAUUAACGAGACAUAAGCUAUGAACCAAACCAACAAGCUACAAGGCUAAUUACGACAUUACAAAAUUAGAUUUGAAGC